AGAAGUGACUCAUUCGUGACCACAGUCAUGGCUGUGCACACUGGCGUCCAGGUGUGGUUCGGGGAGAAGUUCGAUGCCCCGUUGUUGAGCCCCAGGAGCCCUAAGGAGGCCCUCGCAGGCCCGCUGGCCCAGCGGCACGGCCUCGGGCUCACCGACGUCUUUCAGUAUGACCAGUGGCUGGCAGUGCGGCAUGAAGCCACCUUGGUGCCCAUGCAGGAGGAUCUGGCCAUCUGGCUCAGCGGCAUGCUGGGCGAGGAGGUGAGAGCCGAGUUCUUCAUGGAGGAGCUGAACAACGGCGUGAAGCUGUGCCAGCUAAUCGGCGUGCUGCAGACAAAGAUCGCCCAAAGCUGCCCCUCGGCGGCGUGCAAGCUUUUCUCCACGAGGAAGAUAGCAUGCAAGCGGGACGCCUCUCCGGGUUCCUUCUUUGCUCGCGACAACACCGCCAACUUCCUGGCCUGAUGCCGCCACGUCGGCGUGGAAGAGACGUACCUGUUUGAGUCGGAGGGCCUCGUGCUGCACAAGGAGCCUCGGCAAGUUUGCCUCUGCCUCCUACAGAUCGGCCGCAUCGUCUCCAGAUACGGCGUGGAGCCCCCCGUGCUGGUGAAGCUGGAGAAGGAGAUCGAGCUGGAGGAGACCCUGCUGAUGACUGAGGAGCCGCCUCCGGCCGUCAAGACCUUCAGCGUGUGCUGCCAGCACGGCGGCCUCUACCAGCCCGGGGAGCACGCCGUGGACGACCUGCCCUGCAACUGUGCCAACAGGGUGUCCAUUGAGUACCUGUCUGAGGGACGCUACAGACUGGGAGACAAGACCCUCUUUAUUCGGAUGCUUCAUGGGAAACAUGUGAUGGUGCGCGUCGGCGGCGGCUGGGACACACUGCGGGGCUUCCUGACGAAGUACGACCCUCUGCGAGUGCUGCAGUUCACCACUCUGGAGCAGAAGAUCCUGGCCUUUCAGAAAGGCCCCCCGGGCCUGGGAGGUCACCACUGCAACGCCGCUCCAACCCCUCCUCCCGAGAUGGACCCCCUCGCCGCUGUCAAUGACCUCAUCUCUUCCUCGUCCUCCUCUUCCUCUUCCACCUCUUCGUCGUCUUCCUCCUCCCGCUCGGCCUGUAAGCCGGCACCUGCGACCGCCGCAGGUCAGAUGUGUCGCUCGAACGCCGCCUCCCCGGCCUGCACGCCCACAAUGCCCAGAAAGGGCGCUGCCUCGGUGCCCAGGAGGAACCUGCAGGGGACCUCUUCCUCCCCCAGGAAGCCCACCCAGCUGCCCCUGCCCACCCCCACCUCCACCACCACCAAAGCUUGCUCCUCUCUGCCAUCCACGCCUGUGGGAGGCUCGAAACAGCCUCCCGUCCCGGGGAGUCAGGGUGUGCAGGUCCGUCGCCCCCGAGCCCUCACUCCAUCCUCGGCUCAAUCAUCGCCUGCACCCGCAGGUCCGAGCCCCGCCUCCAAACCAAAGCUGAGGCCGCCACGCCGCGGUGCUGCCACGCAUCCCAGGAGCCCCGUCUGUCCUGAGCCGUCUUCCAAAUGCCCCAAACCCUCCAGCCCCUGCACUUCCCCGACCGCCACUACUGUGCCCCGCCCCACAGCCGCAGUAGCUCGGGGCCCCGCCCCUAAAGAUGGCAGGCCCCCGUCAGGUGCCAACCAGCGCUCACGCCUGCUUGCUCAGCGCCGUUCGGGCUCACCGGCUUCGCGCCUCCGUCUAGAGGCCGCCAGGCGGGUGCGGACGGCCACCAGAGGUGCAGCGACGCCAACUCCCCGGGACCCCCGGCCCCCAGUUCCCGCGCCGCCUUCACCAGAGCCACCAAAGCCUCCCUGCUCUUUGCCAAAGAACAAAGAGGUCACAGCCAAAGCCAAGGGGCCCGUCACGUACAAGGUAGCCGCUGCCGCUCCACGCGGUGCCGCCCUCCCCCCGCGCAGCGCGGCUGCCCCUCCACGCGCCGCCGCCGCUUUCCCCGAGCGAAUCCCAGGGGGCAACACGGGCCCUUCUCCCAACAUUAAAGCCAAUACGAAAACGCCAGCCACAGCGCAUCGAGUGGGGCGAAAGCCAGCAGCCCCCAUGGAGGGGAAGUCCACUCCAAAACCGGAGGCAACUCCAGGAGUCGGUGUGGCCCCGAAAAAAAACUGCUCCAACGUCAGAGCCGUCCAGACGGAGCCCAGCGUCUGCAAGAAGGUUCAACAACACAAGAGCAAAGGCGAAGACCCUUAUUUUGAAAUGAACAGCCGGAGAAGGCAGAGGACGUGACUGCCUCUGCCUUCUGAACUCUAGUCGUCACUAAUCCCAAAAAGAUUCUCUUCUGUGACCAUUGUUUUUGUAUUCGGAUUUGAUGUCAGUUUUUUGUCUUUGUCUUUUCCUUGUGAUCUUUCUUUUCGAGGGUCAUGCCUUGUAUGUCUUGUCUCUGCGGUGGUUGAAUGGUCGCUUAACCUGCUCAACACUAAAACUUGCACAACAUUUACAUACACGUGAAGCCGUUACAAAUCAUUUGUCAUCUGACUUUCGCAGAACAUAAACUUUGAUUGAAAAAGCAGUCGAACAGUAACCGCAAAUCUUUUGGGUUUUAGAUCUAUACAUCAGGAAGGUUAGGGAAAUGCACUUAGCUGAACAUUCGCGGGUAAAUCUGUAAUCAUCGCACAGCAGCCCGCGAGUCGUGUUUUCUACAACAGGUUACCAAAGUUGACAUUUGUGGAGCUCAGUGACAAAACUGGAACACAAUUAAUGGUUUCUGGUGAUUCUUCUGCUCCCCAGUGAGAACAUUUUCCACUGGUGGAUUGUCAGACGCAACAUAUGUGUGUUUGUAGAUGUGAUGUCUAGGAGGGAGAGUCUUCUGGAUGGCGUUGGACAAGGCGUCAUCGGGAACAGAACUUCCUGUGGUGUGCCUUCAUCAGAAAUGUUUUGUUUCUGAGCGGUAUUAGAAUGUAUUAGAUGGGGCGGGGGGGUUAAAGGGUUUUAUUGAUGAAAAUUGCACAGUAUGUACGAGCACUCAUGACUUUGGUUUCCCAGAGAAAAGCCUAACUCGCAGAUUAACUACUGAACACUUUUAUUUUAAGCAGAAAACCCUUCAGAAAUGAUCUGAUAGAAUUGUUUUUAUAUGAUUUCUAAUAUUUGUGUGUAAAACUCUAGUUUUCUAUGUGGUGUUGUGUAUACAUAUAGAUAUAUAUAUCAUCAGUGAGGCUUUUCUGUUUGGCACUUUAUAGGAACCGUCAUGUUUUUCGGCAUUUUAAUGUUUGUUCUGUUGAUUUGUGUCUCUUGUUCCGGCUACCUUUUUGUCAUUUUGAUUAAUAAAUGGACAAAUGUUUUAAAGACCAUCCAAAGUAUUUCACAUUCGCUUUAACAUGUUAUGUUUCAAGUGUUUGAGGAUUGUUUCCUCUAAAGCCUUAAAACGUUCUUAGCCUGAAUACCCAACAGACUGUGGAACGAAAUGAACAACGUAGAAAGAAACUAACAUUGUUUGAGGCCAAUUACGCUUCCUGUAAGCGCAACUAAUUACUGUGGAAUAUUUAAGUCACAAAGCGCCUCCUAAUACCAUGUUAAAAGAAACCUUUGUGAGAAUUACUGCAGUACCUUUAAACGACUGGAAUUAUUUAAAUCAUGCGGGAAAAGAGGCUGUCGAAGAAGCUUCUCACUUCCAGUAUCCCCAAAGUGACGCUGACCUGCAACUCCUCUUAGACAGAAAGGUUCCUUCAAUCAGAGACUAAUGUUCGCAGGACGCAGAUACAAUGUGGGCCCUGAACUGAAGAGAAACCACACAGGUGAUUCAAAUCCAGGUUGAUUGGACCCCACGACGUGUGCUAACUUAAGUGAAUAAAUAAAUUUAAUUUUAUAAAGGC
Molecule: messenger RNA, 3824 nt
Organism: Gasterosteus aculeatus aculeatus (three-spined stickleback)
Lineage: Eukaryota; Metazoa; Chordata; Actinopteri; Perciformes; Gasterosteidae
Gene: gas2l3
Product: growth arrest-specific 2 like 3
Biological process (GO): actin crosslink formation
Cellular component (GO): actin filament
Molecular function (GO): microtubule binding; cytoskeletal adaptor activity; actin filament binding
Source: RefSeq, a predicted model, not a curated record